AUGGACCUGCCAGUGCGAUGGGGUUAUAGGCAUCGGGGAACCAUAUCAAUCCAUCUUCAAUUCGGCCCGUGCGUCUGUCUGUCAGUUUGCGCGUUGAUGUGUCCUUCUGUCAGUCAGUCUACGAAACAUUACCAACGAGACGAAAAGCGAGAUUCCUGCCAUUCACCGUCACCAUCACCAACAGCGCGUUCUCUCAUUCCCGCCACUUUUGCCGCCAUUUGUUUGCCCCAGAGUGGGCGCCAUCUUGAAGGCGGUCGACUCAUCCUUUAUUCGAUCCUUUGUCCCUUUUCUCUUGCCACUGCUACGCAUUUUCAGGCGGAUAUCUAUUCACGGUUCUCCUCGUCUUCACAUUGUUUUUUUUUUUCUUGUUUUCUUCAUGAACUUCGAGGUGGAGUUCGUUCUUAUUUUUAUAUAUUUCUUAUUAUUUUCACAUUUUCUCCAUUUUUCUUCUUUUUAAUUUUUUUUCUCUAUCGUUUGUACACUUUCCACUUCCUUUUAUCAUUUCUUUCCUUUUUCCUUCCUUUCUUUUCUUCCUUCUUUCGACCCUGUCCUUCCUCCCUCCUUUCUUCCUUUUUUCUUUCCUCCCUACUUACCUCCCUCUAUUUCCUUCUUUCUUUAUUUCUUUCUUUUUUUCUAACCUUUCUUGCUUCCUUUCUUCAUUUUUUCCUUCCAUCUUUCAUUGCUUCUUUCUUUCUUUCUUUCUUUCUUUCUGUCUUUCCUUCCUCCUUUCUUUCUUUUUUCUUCCUUCUUUCUUUCCUUCCUUCCUACCUCCUCCUAUUUCCUUCUUUCUUUCCUUCCUUCUUUAUUUCUUUCUUUUUUCUAUUCUUCCUUCCUUCCUACUUCCUUCUUUCUUUCUUUCUUUCUUUCUUUCUUUCUUUCUUUCUUUCUUUCUUUCCGUCCUUCUUUCCUUCCUUCGUUUUAGUUCUUCGAAUUAUUUUAUGCUUCUCGUUUCUUUUCCGUAUUUUUUCUUCGUAUUAUGUUGGUGCAAAAAUAAUGACGUAA
Molecule: messenger RNA, 1002 nt
Organism: Acanthosepion pharaonis
Lineage: Eukaryota; Metazoa; Mollusca; Cephalopoda; Sepiida; Sepiidae
Source: the annotation of a GenBank genome assembly